Messenger RNA from Salvia hispanica, 2111 nucleotides. RefSeq names its product mechanosensitive ion channel protein 10-like. Gene Ontology annotation, molecular function: mechanosensitive monoatomic ion channel activity. Gene Ontology annotation, biological process: detection of mechanical stimulus; monoatomic anion transport; transmembrane transport. Gene Ontology annotation, cellular component: plasma membrane. Lineage: Eukaryota; Viridiplantae; Streptophyta; Magnoliopsida; Lamiales; Lamiaceae. The record is from RefSeq and is a predicted model, not a curated record.
AGCAAUAAACAAUGGAUGACAACACACCAUCUUCCGAUCAUCAUGUCAUUCACUUAGGGGACGAUCAAAACCACAAGUCCCACUCCUCCGACGCCACCAAACUACGUCGUUUAAGCUUCUCCAAGCCCAAAUCCCGCUUCAACGAAUUCUCCCGCCUCGAAACCCUCAACGAAACCCCCAACUCCGACGACAGCGACUCCUUCCUCACCUCAGACGGCGACGACGAAGAAGAGGAUCGCGACAACGUGGCACUCCCUUCAAGGAGCAGGCGAAACAAGAAGAAGAAUUCACUCAUCAAGAUCCGGUGGAGAAUCCUAAUGGAGUGGAUCCUGUUGAUCCUCAUCACCACGUGCCUCGUCCUCUCCUUAACCAUCUCAUCCCUCAAGGAAAAACGCACGUGCGGCCUCGAGCUGUGGCGGUGGUGCCUCAUGAUCCUGGUCACCUUCAGCGGCCGCCUCGUCUCCGGCUGGAUCAUCCGCGUCGCCGUCUUCCUCGUCGAGCGCAACUUCAUGCUGCGGGAGAAGGUGCUCUACUUCGUCUACGGCCUGCGAAAAUCGAUCCAGAAUUGCGUGUGGCUCGGCCUCGUCUUGCUCUCGUGGACCUUCAUCUUCAACGCCAGGAUCCACAAGAACAACAAGCUCCUUAAAAAGCUCUUCCAGGCGCUCGUGGCCAUCCUCAUCGCCGCGACCGUCUGGCUGGUCAAAAUCAUCCUGGUCAAAGUGCUGGCCUCCUCCUUCCACGUGGCCACCUACUUUGACCGGAUGAAGGAGAGCGUGUUCCAGCACUACGUGCUGGACACGCUCUCGGGGCCGCCCAUGGACGAGGCGGCGGUGGCGGUGGCGGUGGCGCGGGAGAGGAGCGUGGGGAGGGUUUUGUCGAGGAGGCACGGGACGAGGAAGAUCGACAUGGAGAAGCUGAGGAAGCUGAGCAUGCAGAACACGGCGACGGCGUGGAGCGUGAAGAGGCUGGUGAACUACGUGAGGUUUUUCGGGCUGUCGACUAUCUCGAAGACGGUGGAUCAGUUCGGAGGGACGGAGUCGGAGAUCACGAGUGAAUGGGAGGCGAUGGCUUCUGCUAAGAGGAUCUUCAAGCAUGUUGCUAAACCUAGGGCCAAGUACAUUGAGGAGGAUGAUCUGAUGAGAUUCUUGAAGCAAGUUGAGAUUCAUACCAUAUUCCCCCUCUUCGAAGGCGCGGUUGAAACCGGCAAGAUCUCCAAACCCGCCUUCAGAAACUGGGUGGUCCGGGCUUACUAUGAACGGAAGUCUCUAGCACAUUCCUUAAACGACACGAAAACAGCAGUCCAGCAGCUUCACAAAAUAGCCAGUGCCAUUGUCAGCAUGAUCAUAGUAGUCAUAACAGUCCUAGUGAUGGGGCUGGCUUCGACCAAGGUGAUAGCGUUCAUCAUAACGCAGCUCCUCCUCGUGGGCUUCACGUUCCAGAACAUGUGCAAGACCGUCUUCGAGUCCAUUGUCUUCGUGUUUGUGAUGCACCCCUUCGACAUAGGUGACCGAUGUGUCAUUGAUGGUGUCCAGCUGAUAGUUGAAGAGAUGAACAUACUAACAACAGUGUUCCUUCGCUACGACAACGAGAAAAUCUACUAUCCGAACUCAGUCCUCAUCACCAAACCGAUCAGCAACUUCUACAGAAGCCCGGAGAUGAGCGACGCCAUCAACUUCACCAUCGACGUCUCCACACCAAUGGACACGAUAAUAACACUGAAGAAAGCAAUACAAACGUACAUUGAGAGCAAGCCAAAUUACUGGAACCCGAAGCAUUCGAUCAUAGUGAAGGAGAUCGAAAAUCUGGACAAGCUGAAGAUGGCCUUAUGCGUGCAGCACACCAUCAACCAUCAGAACUACGGGGACCGGAACAUCAGGAUAACGGAGCUGUUCCUCGAGCUGAAGAAGAUCUUCGGAAACCUCAAUCUCAAAUAUCAUCUUCUGCCGCAGGAGAUUCAUCUCACGCAAGUCGACAUCAGCUACUAAUUGAAACAUCCUCUACUAAAGGCAGGGCUAAUUAGUUAUUUAUCUUCUUAAACUACAACUUCUUCAGUUCUAAGCGUUGUACCAAAUCUUCAUUAGUUAAGAGAUAAAUAUUUGGCAUGGUGUUCA